Molecule: messenger RNA, 3276 nt
Organism: Dichotomopilus funicola
Lineage: Eukaryota; Fungi; Ascomycota; Sordariomycetes; Sordariales; Chaetomiaceae
Product: Sec8 exocyst complex component-specific domain-containing protein
Exons: 2
Coding region: 1-3276 (1091 amino acids)
Biological process (GO): Golgi to plasma membrane transport; exocytosis
Cellular component (GO): exocyst
Source: RefSeq, a predicted model, not a curated record
AUGUCCAGUAGAUACGGUCAGGCCUACCGCAACGGUGGGAGCGGGGGAAGUGGUGGCAGUGGUGGUGGUGGCGGCGGCUACGGGAAUCUCGACCGGAAGGAUGAAGACUACGAUCCAUACGGUGAAGGGUAUGGCAGCGACCGGUAUGCACCACCGCCUCGACGAACGAACCCCCGACCCCCGCCGAGCGCACGCAACGCAGGGCCACCGCCACGAUCGGCCCAGCGCGCCGUCCAGGAGACGAAUGCCGAGCGCGAGAUGGGCAAGGUGCUUGAGUUGAUCAAGCAGGAGUGGCCCGCCAUGUGCGAGAACGACUGCAUCCCCGUCCAACUCGCGCUGCAGCUACUCGACGACAGCUCCGUCGGUCGCGCCCACGAGUACCGCAACUUCCAGCGCACCCACCAGUACCUGCAGGAGUCGCUCAAGAAGAUCGUCCACGAGUAUCAUCAGGGCUUCAACAGUUCGAUUGGCACAUUUCACAAGAUCCAGGGCAGCAUCCAAACCUCGCAGAAGAAGGUGCGCGCACUUAAAGAGUCGCUGGCCGGCUCUAAGACCGCCCUCUGCGCCACCGACCCGGAGCUCAAGAAACUACACGCUACCUCACACAUGUACGAUGGAGUGCUGCAGACACUAAACGAGCUGGACGAUCUGCGUACUGUACCCGAUCAGCUCGAAGCCAGGAUUUCCGAGAAGCGAUUCCUUACCGCCGUUGAGGUCCUACAAAAUGCCCUGCGCAAGCUGACGAAGCCCGAGCUGGACGAUAUUGGUGCACUAGGAGAGCUGCGUAACUAUCUAGCGAACCAAGAGACGGCCCUCAUGGAUAUCCUGGUCGAGGAGCUGCAUGAACAUCUUUACCUCAAAUCACCAUACUGCCAGGAGCGAUGGCAGAACCUCGCCAAGUCCCAGGGUGCCCUCGGCGAGGCUUUCAAGGAUGCCCCCGUUGUAUCGCCUUUUCACUCGGUACUUGAUACCAUUGAUUGGGAUCGGUCGGUGACAGAAGACCCUCACAAAAACCCCGAGGCCGACACCUUCUACUACGUCACCCUGCUUGUUGAGUCGUUAAACAGGCUGGGGAGAUUGGAGACGGCUGUUGAUAUGCUCAAGCAGAGGUUACCCGUGGAACUGUUUUCAGUCGUCAAUGAAACCAUUAAUGACAUUGACCAAAAAUACCCCAGCUCGCUGAGAGGCGGCUCUCAUGGCUCUCACGGGUUGCAUAUCUACGGCCAGCGCGAGACCAGAAUGAGGGCGGAUGUCAUUUACGAUCUGCUAUGGUCCCUCUAUGGCAAGUUUGAGGCCAUCGCAGAAGGCCACCGUGUGUUCCACGAAUCCAUAAAAGCCCUCAUCCGCCGCGAAGGUGCAGGCAACAACAUUGCGCUUCUGGGUAGCUUCAAAGAGCUCUGGAAUCUCUAUCAGAACGAGAUUCGCUCCCUCCUUCAUCACUACGUCACAACCGAUGCCGAUGUCUACCAAUUCCGCUCAUCUCCCGGGUUUGGCAUGGGAAUUAAUGGAGCACAAGACGCAGCUCGAGCCAAUUUAUUCAAGUUCUCCGAGGUCGACUCAAAAUCAGUGGAAAUGGCCACCGAAUACGAGGCCCUGGACGGGAUCAUCCAAGCCGCGGUCCCCGGGUUGACUUCCGACUCACGAAAAGGGGGCGACGGGAAGAAGGGCCUCGUCGUCCCACGCUCUGAUCGCGCGUCCUCUCGAAAGAGCACUGCUGGAUAUGGUAGCAACAACCAAGGCAGCAACGCCCACAAAUCGCUGGUCGAGCCUAGCGUGUUUAACAUGAGCUUGCUGCUUCCACCCACCCUAGUGUUUCUCCAGCGCUUGAAGAAUAUUGUGCCACCAGGCUCGGAUCUAGCCACCAGUACCCUCACAUCGUUCCUUGACAACUUCCUCGUCAACGUCUUCCAGCCGCAACUCGACGAGACCCUUGGCAAGCUCAGCGACACCGUCUUUGGGGAGGCGGACGCCUUCUUCCAGGAUUCCGAGUGGGCGCGCGUCGCUAAGCGUCCCGUCUUCAAGGGUGCGACGGCCUUUUUCACCAUUGUCACGGCUUUCUGCCGGAUGCUGGGCACUAUCCCGCACGACCAAGCGCUCAGCGCUCUCAUCAUCACCCAGAUGCUGCGGUAUUACGACCGAUGCUUCAACUGGUACAAAGCCUUGGUAACCAAGACACCCGAGGAGGCGUCAAGCACGCAAGAGCUACGGGCGUCUGCUGUGAUGGCCCUCGAGCCCGGCGUCAUCCACGACAUGAUGAAGAAGAUAUGGGAUGCCGGCGAGACCGUCGAUGCGGAGCUGCUCGUUAAGGAGGUCGACCUGCUCAUGGCACACGCUAAUGAAAAGCACCUGGAGCACAGCGACAUCAUCCAAGACCGCGACACCAUCUCCUCGCUUUGUCUACUGUACACCAGCAUGAAGUGGCUCUCAGUCAAGAUCCAGGGCCUGCGCCACAUCACCAAGAAUGAGACCGACUCGUCGCGGUCCGCUGCAUUGCCCAAGCCUGAGAAGAAGCGCUGGACCCUUCUUAACGACCCAAAUAAAGCUGCUGCUGAGGAAGGGCCGGUGUACCUGCCCAUGACCCAGGAGACCGUCCAAUCCUUCGACAGCAUCCUAACCUCCUACACCUCCCUCGCCACCACCUCCCUCCUAACCCUCCACUCCGAAAUCCGCUGCCGCAUCCUCCAAUCCCUCCACACCGCCCUCUCCCCGUCCCAAACCGCCCCAUACCUCCUCGACCAAGACGUCGCCGAGCCCGACCCGCAAAUCCUCUCCCUCAACGCCGAAAUGGUCGCCUUCGACGAGACCGCCUCGCGUUACCUGCGCGCCCCUGAAGUCCGCUUCCUGCGCACGGGGCUGGGUCUGCUGAUCAACGCAUACCUGGUGCGGAACGCGCCCAUGACCGCCCCGAUGAAUGCGCGCGGGUGUGGACGUAUGCGGUUGAACGUGUUGGUGCUGCAGCAGAACUUGAAGAAUGUGGAGGAGGGCCCUGGGGCGGAAUUGAGGCGCGCACGGGAGUACUUUGAGUUGUUUGCCGCUGGGCCGGAUGGGGUGGUGAAUAAGGCGAAGGAGGAUGCCGAGGCUGAUCGGAAGGCCACUAACGGUGGUGUUGCUGGUAACGAUGGGGGGGUGCGGUUCACCUAUGACGAGCUCAAGGCGCUGCUGGAGCUGUGGUACAGCGAGCAGUUGGCGGACCCUGAGCGCGGCGUGGCGGCGGCUGCGAAACGGCAGCUGGCGGAUAAGUUGUUGGGGUUGAGUGAGCAUAUGUGGCAGAGUUAA